Dama dama (fallow deer) is the source of this 3431-nucleotide messenger RNA. RefSeq names its product lactate dehydrogenase D (gene LDHD). Gene Ontology annotation, cellular component: mitochondrion. The transcript is spliced from 11 exons. Lineage: Eukaryota; Metazoa; Chordata; Mammalia; Artiodactyla; Cervidae. Bases 17 to 1471 code for a protein of 484 amino acids. The record is from RefSeq and is a predicted model, not a curated record. Gene Ontology annotation, biological process: lactate catabolic process. Gene Ontology annotation, molecular function: D-lactate dehydrogenase (cytochrome) activity; D-lactate dehydrogenase (NAD+) activity; FAD binding.
UGGCGGCUGCACAGCUAUGGCCAGCCUGCUCCGGCCUGCAACUUGGGGACUGUUCUCCUGGAGGGGCUACUGCUCCAGAGGGACGCAGGGCAGACUCAGCGCGGGCUUUGUGGAGGCUCUGAAGGCAGUUGUGGGGAGCCCCCACGUGUCUACCGCGGCUGUGGUCCGAGAGCAGCACGGGCACGAUGAGUCCAUGCACAGGUGCCAACCUCCGGACGCCGUGGUGUGGCCCCAGAACGUGGAGCAGGUCAGCCAGCUGGCAGCCCUGUGCUACGGCCAAGGCGUUCCCAUCAUCCCCUUCGGCACAGGCUCCGGCCUGGAGGGUGGAGUCUGCGCGGUCCAGGGUGGCGUUUGUGUCAACCUGACCCGUAUGGACCGAAUCCUGGAGCUGAAUCCCGAAGACUUCUCUGUGGUGGUGGAACCCGGCGUCACCCGCAAAGCUCUCAACACUCACCUGCGGGACUGCGGCCUCUGGUUCCCUGUGGACCCAGGUGCAGACGCCUCUCUCUGUGGCAUGGCGGCCACCGGAGCCUCGGGCACCAACUCUGUGCGCUAUGGCACCAUGCGCGACAACGUGCUGAACCUGGAGGUGGUGCUGCCCGGCGGACGGCAGCUGCACACCGCGGGUCGCGGCCGGCGCUUCCGGAAGAGCGCAGCCGGCUACAACCUCACCGGGCUCUUUGUGGGCUCCGAGGGAACCCUGGGCCUCAUCACAGCCGCCACCCUGCGCCUGCAUCCUGUCCCUGAGGCCACGGUGGCCGCCACCUGUGCCUUCCCCACUGUCCAGGCGGCGGUGGACAGCACGGUACACAUCCUCCAGGCUGCAGUGCCUGUGGCCCGCAUCGAGUUCCUAGAUGAGGUCAUGAUGGAUGCCUGCAACAGGCACAGCAAGCUGAACUGCUGCGUGGCACCCACUCUCUUCCUCGAGUUCCACGGCUCCGAGCAGGCACUGGCAGAGCAGGUGCAGCGCACAGAGGAGAUCAUCCGUCAUAACGGAGGCUCCCACUUCUCCUGGGCCAAGGAGGCGGAGGAGCGCAGCCGCCUCUGGGCAGCCCGGCACAACGCCUGGUAUGCGAGCCUGGCCCUGCGGCCGGGCUGCAAGGGCUAUUCUACCGACGUGUGUGUGCCCAUCUCCCGGCUGACGGAGAUCCUGGUGCAGACCAAAGAGGACCUGGAGGCCUGGAGACUCACAGGAACCAUCGUCGGGCACGUGGGUGACGGGAAUUUCCACUGCAUCCUGCUGGUAGACCCCGAGGACCCUGAGGAGCUCCUCAGAGUCCAGGCCUUUGCAGAACAGCUGGGCAGGCGCGCACUGGCGCUCCACGGCACGUGCACUGGGGAACACGGCAUCGGGCUGGGCAAGCGGCAGCUGCUGCUGGAGGAGGUGGGCGUGGUGGGCAUGGAGACCAUGCGGCAGCUCAAGGCCACACUGGAUCCCCGAGGCCUCAUGAACCCAGGCAAGGUGCUGUGAGGGGCUCCGAGCACCUGACCCACAAGCCCCCCCAGAGAGUGGCACCUCCCUUUCUGGAACCUGUUUUAAAGCCCCCAGACUCUGCAGGGGUCUUCACCAGCUGGAAAGGUCUUCACUUGCCUUUUUAAACGAACCCCGGGCCAGGGGGAGGAGAGAGAAGCUUGGACAGGCCGCCGGCUUCUCCCCAGCUCUCUUGCUGUCCUCAGGAGCCUUUGCUUCAAUAAAAUUGCUCGGGGUCAUUCCCCGUGAAGCAGCUUCCUCUCUGCUGUGACACAUACGGGCCUGGCUGGGAGAGGCACCAUGGGUCACCCCAAAGACUAGGACCACUCCCCUCCUCAGCCUCCACAGCCCAGGACAGGAGAACAAACGCUGGGGAUGCAGCACCCAUAGCCCAUCUCCAUCUGCCUGGUGAGGGGAACGCCCCUUUGCUGGUGGGGAAGGGAAGUUCUGUUCUAUGUUCUCAACCCUGUGCCCCCCACCCCACCCCCAAAUAAACCUGAGCCCCACUUGCAGUUGUCUGGAGAUGAGCAAGCUGCACCUGUGAAUGGCCUCCUGUGCCUGCCUGCCCCACCUCCUCCAGAUUCUCUGUCCUUCCGCCCGUGAUGCCCUCAUCCCUCACCCGGCACCUGCCCUUUGACCUGUUCCAGCCUGAGGAGGGGACAGUGCUCAGGCUGCAGGAGGAAGGUCACUUCCAGGGACCCAGGAUCCUGUCCCAGUAGCUCUGCCUGUGAGAGCCCCAGGACCUGAGGACUACACUAUGGCCAUCCUCACUUACCAUCGACUUCCCCCACUGAGCCCCCAAACUGGGCUCUAGAACAUUCUGAUCAUGUCCUUCAAGUGGCUGCUACCACUCACUGGAAAUGGAAGUGAUUUUCCUGGUACCACACCUGUCCACGGUGUGGUAUGUUUCUCUACCAGCUUUCUUGACUCUCAACGUCAGGCUCUGUUCCCCCUGAGGCCUGCCCCAGCCUUGGUCACGAUUUUUAGCCAGAGCUCCUGUCCGGGGUGCCUGGCAGUUGUUCCCCCUAAGCCCACACGAGGGCACCUGACACCACAAAGCUCAGACACCAGUAUCUGCUUGGGGUCGUGCUCCCCUCCGCAGGGACUUACAGCUCUCAGCUCUGGGCGCCCUGUUUCCCAGGGCCCAGCAGAUGCCUGGAGCCCAGGAAACAGAUCUCCAAGCUCCCACUCACCUGCAGGUCCCAGGAGCCUCUGGUGCAGACCCACCUCCCUCCCUGGUGGCCUUGGCCCCCAGGAGAGGCUAAGCAAGGGGUGCAGGGGAGCCAAAAUAACCCCCCCAACUCACUUCACUCCUAUCCUCCCAAGACCCCGCUGAGCUCCUUUCCUGCCUCCGCCCCCUCGCCCCACCCCAUUCACCCCAUCAACUGUUCAGGCCCCCAGCAGAGGCAGCCCCGCUAACUGAGACAAGCUUGGUUCGAACGACUCCUCUGCUAACACCCGGCUGAGCCCUGAGUUCGCUCUUCUGUGACAUUUCUGUCCCUUGGAUGCGCCAAGGGUGGUGUGGGGCAAGCCUCAUGCCUCACCCCCCCCCCCAAAAAAAAACAAAAAAAAACACCCAAUAAAGGAAGCAGGAGCACUAACCAUCAGCCACAUGAACUCACUGGUGCCUCCCCUUCCCGCAGGCUGCCUGCCACCAGCAGUCCUCCAGGGGCAGCAUUCUGCAGGCCAAGGCUCCUCCCUGGCGUGCCACCCCACCCCCACCCCCCAGCGCCUGGCAACUAGUAGGUGCUCAGCCAAUUUGUAAGGAGAAGCUCCAAACAUGCAGGAGAGUUGAAAGAACAAGUACACUGUUCACUGAAGAUUCAACAAUGAAUGUUGUUACCUGGCUUGCUUCAUGUGUGUAUUUUUGGGAAACCAUUUGGAAUUGAGUUACGGAAUUUUUCACAUCAUUCACCUACACAAUUCAGCAUCGGUUUCCUAGGAAUAAGGACCUAAAAAC